Molecule: messenger RNA, 6690 nt
Organism: Limulus polyphemus (Atlantic horseshoe crab)
Lineage: Eukaryota; Metazoa; Arthropoda; Merostomata; Xiphosura; Limulidae
Product: POU domain, class 2, transcription factor 3-like
Exons: 9
Coding region: 394-2067 (557 amino acids)
Biological process (GO): regulation of transcription by RNA polymerase II
Molecular function (GO): RNA polymerase II cis-regulatory region sequence-specific DNA binding; DNA-binding transcription factor activity, RNA polymerase II-specific
Source: RefSeq, a predicted model, not a curated record
UUUAACGUCUAGAAAAUCCUAUCGUCAGAAAGUAAUUCACCAGACACUGCAAACUUAGAGCCAUACCGUAUGGUUAAUGGAAUCGGUGAUAUUGUUCCUUGAUAACUGCUGUCAUUGAAGAGGUAGAUUGAUCAGCAGUGGACAGAAGGGCCGUUCCAGCAGUCCAUAUUCAGCAUCAACGUUCUCUUUCUCUCUGAUCUCCAUCAUUCCAUAUUCAGAAGGCAAGCCAGCCACUACAGAUCCAGAACAGCUACAGCGCCCGACGGUCAGCCAGUAGUCACGAGGGACUACUUCGCUAUCGACGUCUGCUCAUUGACCUUUUACAUUUACAUGAGAGUUUUCUUCGUAACAUUUCAUUCUGGUAUCUGGUGACUAGUUGAACUGCGGUCAACGAUGGACAGUGUAAACGUGCACUCUUUCCUCCCGCUUCUUUGGGCCAGCAAGUUCGGACCUAGCUUACCUUGGCCGGCUACUGUCACUUUCGAUUCGUCAAAGAUGCCUCCAGAUGUAGGUAUGAAUGGGGAUCUGUCCAAUGACACUCAAGACAGCACUACUAGUCAUGAUUCUGGUGACUUACCUCUAGAUGGGGAUGCUGACUCAGACAGAGCACUCAAUCUUGCUAUGGAUGAUGAUGAUGAACCAAUUGAUGCUACAAUUCACUCAAACCAAGCAAGCAAGGAUAAACACGUGUUCAAUGGUCAGUUGCUUAAAACAGAAGUGUCAGCUUCUCACACUAAAUCAUCCACUCAUCUGCCCAUUGAAACAACCUCAUCUACUUCACUUGCCAUUUCACCUACAUCAGUGGUGAGCACCACAACAGCUGAUGCUUUAGCAGCUGCUACAUCAGCUGCAGGACAGCUGUCAUUAAACCAGUUAAUGGCUACCCCCAGUCAACAGUCAAUGUUACUACAAGGACUGGCACAACAGUUUCUGAUGGGAAAGCUUCCAGUAUCCUCUGGCUUACCGGGUCUACAUCUUAGUCCACAAAACAUUCAACAACUCCAGCAGCAGCAGCAGAGUCUACAGAAUAUGAGUCAGUUUGUGUACCUCCAACCCAAUCACUUGUCUGCCAACAUGCAAGCUCAGUUAUUUCUCCAAAACCAAGGACUUCUGAUGCAGCAGUCUUUACAGAAUUUACAGUUACAAGCAAACCAAGCUGCUGCCGCCUCCCUUCCUCAAGGGGUAUUAACAUCACAAGUAGCAACAGCUGCUGUGACCCAACAACACUUACAACAACUUCAACAGCAUCACUCUCAGUUCUCCAAACCACAGCAAGAACUACAAGGCCUCUCAUCCCUCUCUCUAGCCCAACCUAAGAAUGUAAAUGUGACCUCACAAGUCAAAUCCCGAGUAAAUGAGCCCAGUUCUGAAGAGAAUAUGGAUUUGGAAGAAUUGGAACAGUUUGCCAAGAGUUUCAAGCAAAGGAGAAUAAAGAUGGGGUUCACUCAAGGGGAUGUGGGUCUAGCCAUGGGCAAACUAUAUGGAAAUGACUUUAGUCAAACCACCAUAUCCCGAUUUGAAGCACUUAACCUCAGCUUCAAAAAUAUGUGCAAACUGAAACCACUUUUACAGCGUUGGCUAGAAGAUGCUGAUGCUUCUCUUAAUAAUCCAGCUUUACACACACAUGUCAAUAACUCACCUGAUGCUAUUGGAAGGAGACGGAAGAAAAGAACUAGCAUUGAAACUAAUGUACGAGUAAUGCUAGAAAGAGCCUUUAAACAGAUGCCGAAACCAACAUCAGAUGAAAUUACCAUGCUUGCAAGGUCACUAGCUAUGGAUAAAGAAGUAGUUCGUGUGUGGUUUUGCAACCGUCGCCAAAAAGAGAAACGAAUAAACCCAGCAACUUCAGUUCUUGACUCCUUUUCAGCUUCACCUGUAACCCCUAAAAGUAUUUCUUUGGCUGUUGCUGCUACAUCGUUUGGUGUUUCAUCAGGGUCAAACUCUCCUGGCUCUUCCCAUGAUGUGACAUCAACAGCAUCAUCUUUGAGCGGUGUUUUUCCUGCCCUAAUACCCAUAAGCUCUGCUCAACUCGCUACCUCAAUUACCAUGACCCCUCCCAGUGCUUGAAAUACAUAACAUUGCAAAUUCUACUGCCAGAGUGACACCCUAUCAAGAAAAAUUGAUAGUUUUUUUUUAUUGGAAUUAUUCUCAGACAGUUAAUAGCAUGACACUGAAUGAGAGCAAACAAUUGUAAAUAAUUGUUUUCUUGAAAAAUUGCUAUACUAUAGUUCCUAAAGGAAAGUGAUCAUUAAUAUUAAUAUUGUGGCAAAGCUUCAGAGUUAAAGAUAUUCAACUUUGAUUGAUUUUAAACGGGUAAAUAAAAUAUAUACUUAUACACACAUAUAUAUCAGAGAAGAGAGCAGCAGUCAUUUUGGUGGUGAUGGAUACCGUUAAACAACAAGAUACCUCUAAACAACUUGUACGUGAUAGUAACUCAUAAAUACAUACCUCAGUGCUAAACUGUGCAAAUAUAGUUAGUAUUGACUGUGUUAGAGAAAUACCUGAUACCUGCUGUGACUCAGGGAAUAUCAUAUUUUAUUCUGUCAUUGGUUUCGAACUGAAAGGUUAGUGCAUAACUGACAUUUUUUACUGCAUAAGUCUAUAGCUACAAAAAAAGUCAAAGGCCGACCCACUUCAUCUGAGAUUUUCAAAACAAACCGUGUUUUCAUGUUCUUUUUUAGUUUGUUCACAUAUGGAAACUUGGAAUACUCCAAAUUAGCUUCUGUUCAUCAGAAUUUAUGAGAAACUAUAAAGUUUUCAUGGAAAUUUUCUACUAGAACUUCAUAAUUUGCGGGUUUUUUUACUUUCUUUUUGUGUGUGUCUGUGGAUAAACUGGGACUAUAUAAUAGUUGAAACAGUAUAUCCAGGUGUUUAACAUAAUUGUUUGUACCUGACAAUAUACUUUGUAACUGUGGUGUGAUAUUACAAACAUUUCGUUUUCUUACUGUUAAACUGUUAGUAAAUUAUGCUUAAGCUAGAUUUCAAAGAGUUAAGUUGUGGCAUUGAAGUAUAUCUAUUAAGAAGGAUGAGGAUUCUCCUUUGAGGUACACAAACAUAGAUACAAUACCUUGUUAUCAUAUUGUGGCACUUGUUAUUUCUCUACAGCUUAAACCAUGUAAUGUUUUUGUCACUGUUUGUAUAUAGGUCAUUAAUAAGAUGUGCUUUCAGUGGGUUUAUAGUUUAAAAGUGGUAAUGAUUUUUAUACAGACAAAAUUCCCAAGUAGACAGAUCCGGCUCCUCUCCUUUAGGGGUCAGUGGAGCUUUUAUUGACUCUUCUUAGAGAUUUCAAAAAUCAAUACAAUUUUUUAAACCUAUAGGAAGAAAGAAAUUAAGUGGGCCAGAGUGAAAUUUGAGGGAGCAUGGUCACCCCAGUACCCUCUAGUGCCCGACCCUGCAUGUAAAUAUAGUCAUAAAAGACAGAUUUAGCCAAUAUUUGUCUUGUGCACUGAAUCAAACCAGCCAAUCACUUUUUUUUCUCCCAUGUGUACUAUUUAAUCUGUCUAAAAGAUUGUUGGUAGUAAGCAGUGAAGAAAGAAAACAAAGCAAUUAAGUCCUUUAGUUUAUCAGUCAUGUUAUUGAAUGCUUGGGAUUAUUUUGUUAUAGGGGAUUGAUGUGAAAUACAUUUGCCUUCAUAUCUCUUUCUAUCACAUCAUGUUGCUUGUUAAUAAUUAUCUGAUAGCUAAUUAUGCUUAUUUUUGGAAUAUGUAUCACGUGUGUACAAGUUUUAAGUUUUAACACUUCAAGGUCCGAAUAUUGGAAACUUGCCAAUGUAGAACCAUUUGUUUUUCAGAGCAAAUAACAGGAAAGUUGUUGGUUCUAAUUUUUUAUACGGUGCAAUGCUAUAACAACUCUGAAGACCAAGAUAGUAGUUAUUUUUUAGGAAACCAGAAAGACUGACUAAUAUGAUACGUACAGUAAUACCUCAUUGAACUUCAGCUAGUUACUAAAUUAAUUUCUUUUGUUUGCUUGAAAUAAUUGCAAACGAUAAUAUUCUCAAAUUUUAAACAUCACGAUAUGGCUGAUUGUGAUCAUAUUUAUAUAUUUUGGUUUCUUAUCAUCUGUCUUUUGGUUUAUAGUAACUGUCUUCAUACUGCACCUUGUCUUUGUCUAAAAUACCUCAUUAAAGGAAAAAGUAAUUUUGAUUUUAAACUAUUAACAUUUUCAUUGACUUAUAUAUAUUUAUCUAAAGACCUUCAAAUAUCUUAGGUGUUUUAUUGUUUCAAAGAAUAUAAGCAAAAUAGUAAAUAAAUUGUGGGCUACACUGUAGACAACUAUGUAACUAGACAACUUAAUAGUUUAUAUUUUGAACAAAUGAAUGACAUCUUUGGUAAAAGAUAAUUUACUCCAAAUUUCUUGUGUUGGAAUAAGCACUCAGUUACCUUAAUUACAUAACUUUUUUUUCUCGGCAUAUUCUAUGUUGGCAAGGGAAAACUGUUAACAUCUGUUUUUACCUAGAUGGGGUAACAAUAUCAGGGGUUUUUAAGUGUCUUAAAGCCUUCCUUGUGGGGCUUGGUUGUGGUUCCUAAAUAAAUUGAUAUCUUACAUUUCAAAGGCCAGGUCACAAAUCUCAGAAUAUGUGGGCAAAGGAAAUACUCUAUUUUGGCAAAAAAUGUUUAUUCCCACAUUGAAGUGUAUUUGACAUCUGGCUUACUAUGAUUGUGAUGAAAUUAUUCACAGUAUUGAAACAUGCAUACGUAAACACAAUAACAGACAUCAGUAACCAAUGAUUGGAAAAAAGGGGUUCUUUUCAUGGUCAGGAGUUGAUUUGGUGGUACUCUUUAACACAGAGAUGGAUAGUUAGGUAUUGAUGAUUUGGUGGUAUUCUUUAACACAGAGAUGGAUAGUUAGGUACUGAUGAUUUGGUGGUACUCUUUAACACAGAGAUGGAUAGUUAGGUAUUGAUGAUUUGGUGGUACUUUUUAACACAGAGAUGGGUAGUUAGGUGGUGAAUGUUGUUUGAAGUGCACAAUCUAAAUCACUGGGAAAUUUAUUCUAAAGUCUACCUCAAGCAUUAACAAAUCAAAAUUAAUGUACUUUUCUUGCUUUUUCUUUAAUGAUUAUAAUUAUUACUGAAAUGUUUAUAUAAUAUAUACAUCUAGGUGAUAUGAUGUUUUUAAAUGAAAGGUUUGCUUUUGUUUGUGUGCAUACCUCUUGUUCAAGCUAUAUGUCAAGCCCUUUGUGAGGGUCUCUGAGCCUGGCUCAUACCUCAUGGUUGUGUUCUUAUAAGAAAUAUCGUUUUCUACCAAUUAAAAAGAGAACAGUUCUUUUAAAGGUAUUUCAAAUUGUGCAAGUUGCCUAGUAGCAAGGAUAAACUAUUUCAUAUUGUAAAUCAUUUAUAUAUGUAUUCAAACCAUGUGUAUAAAAAUAAGCUAGCUUGCAUGCUCUUGAAUUUUUCUGUAGAUCAGGAUCCUGAUUGGUAAUCCAAGAAUAGAAAGGUUUAAAUGUGACUUGAAUUUCUUGGAAUAGAAUCUUCAUAACCAUGGGCACUAUUCAGGUUGGAAACUAUGUUAAAGCAAUCACUUUGUGUUCUCCUAUUUCAAACCCAAGUUACGCCAUGUUAUAAAAUGCCAAGUUCUUCUUUUGUAGCCCUCAAUGCAAACAUACAGAGCAGCUUUUUUUAAGGAUAAAGGCUACAUAUUGAUAGUAUAACAGAAAGCUUCUUGUUGACAUCACUCUGUCUUCAUUAAUUGUCUCAAGAACAUGUAUAUUUUUCUUAUGCAUACACUUAACACAUAAGCUGUUUAUAGGAUUUUAGAAGAAAGAAAACUGUAAAUUAAAAAUUACGUUGAAAAAUCCAUUUUUCUAUGGAUAAUGAUAAAAGCGAUACCUUGAUAUCUACCUGCCCACUGAGAUCCGCAAGUGUUGUUUAUGUAUGUUGUUUAUCUAUGGAUAAUGAUAAAAGCGAUACCUUGAUAUCUACCUGCCCACUGAGAUCCGCAAGUGUUGUUUAUGUAUGGUGAUCUUAGCACAGCUUUUUUUUUUACAGUUAUGGGCAUCUCCACUGAGAGCUAGGUAUAUUGAUGCCAUCAACUUCAAGAACAGUACAUUUAUUUUUAUUAUAGAUACUUGUAAUGUUUGUUAGUUCUUUUUUGUGUCAACUGUAUAGUAAAAAAAAAAUGCUUAACAGUUGAUUAGAAAGAAAACCACUAGAAAUUAAUGCUUAUGGUUUGUCAAAUUAUGUAUGUGAUGAUAUGUAAACCAGGAAGAUUUAAGAUUAACAGAAAUGAUAAUAGAUGAAAAUGACUUCUAACAUUUGAUUUGCCACCUAGUCAGUGUAGGGAAAUUUUCAAAGAAAAUGUUUGGAUUAUUCUUGUUUGUUUUCAUAUUUUCUGUAUGAGAGAGUUAGCUUUACUACUGAUAGAUAAGGUGCUAAUUUAGGUUUGAAAACAUUCCAACUGUUAAAUUAGAAUCUUCUUGUUCAUACAUAUAAGAACUUUUUCUUUGGUUUAAUUUUUGUUAUUUAAAUAACUCUAGAAACAAUCAAUGAGGGAAAAAGCUUUUAUACAAGAAAAUCUUCUUGUUUUUUAUUCCACGUACAAUAAAAAUUUAAUUUUAUUGCAUAGACCAUGAAUAUAACCAGAUUUCUUUAUUAUUUUUUAUUAGCAUCAGCAAAAUUGAGUAGACAAGUCUGUAGAUGGGCUAUCAGUUUGUUAUGUUAAACUUCUAUGUACAGGUAUUGAGGGCAAUAAA